UAGUCAUGGAUCAGCAAACCUCAGGGCAACACAGUCAGCCCAGCCAAGAUUCUGGCUUUCAGUGGCUUUCUUUUGCUUAUCAGGGCCUAACGGAGAUCCCUUAUGAUGCCAUACUAACACAGACAGACACCCUGGAGGUGCUGGACCUGAGUUACAACCUGCUGGAUGAUCCUUAUUGGAACCCGGCUCUGUUGGGGCGUCUGGAGAAGCUCAGCACUCUGAUUCUGGACUGCAACAACUACACGUCUCAUGUGAAGUUUCCCUACAUGUCCAGUGUCACCACAGUGUGCAUCAACAAGAACAAGAUCAACAACCUGCCCGUGUUCGUGGAGGAGCUCAGGAGAAAGUUCCCCUGCAUUAAGAUUCUCAGUAUGAUGAACAAUGAGGCAGCACCUAGUUAUUUCAAUGGAGGAAGUCUGACCCAACAUAUAGACUACAGACAGUAUGUGAUCAGUCAGAUCCCAGGUCUGGAGAUUCUGGAUGACACAGAAGUUCUGGACGAGGAGCGGGUUCAGGCCCGGAAGACCUACAGGCUGCAGCAUAUCGGUCUGAGCAGCAGAAUGAGGAAGGAGGACUUGUCUAGGAAACACAUGCAUAAGAAGUCCAACACCAUCACGAGGCAGUAGCUCUGAGAAUUUACCGUCCGUGUCAUGUCUCUGAAUCUGUAU
This is a messenger RNA of Melanotaenia boesemani (Boeseman's rainbowfish), 668 nucleotides long. RefSeq names its product leucine-rich repeat-containing protein 72. NCBI's taxonomy places the organism in Eukaryota, Metazoa, Chordata, Actinopteri, Atheriniformes, Melanotaeniidae. The record is from RefSeq and is a predicted model, not a curated record. The transcript has 4 exons. The coding region runs from base 6 to 626 and encodes 206 amino acids.